AUGGCGGAGCCGAGCGGCUCGCCCGUGCACGUCCAGCAGCCCCAGCAGGCGGCCCCGGUGGCACCGGCGGCGGCGGCCCCGGCGGCCGCGACAGCAGCGCCGGCUCCGGUGGCACCCGGGGCCCCAGCCCCGGCGGCGCAGGCGGUCGGCUGGCCCAUCUGCAGGGACGCGUACGAGCUGCAGGAGGUUAUCGGCAGUGGCGCUACAGCUGUGGUGCAGGCUGCUCUAUGUAAACCCAGGCAAGAACGUGUAGCAAUAAAGCGGAUCAACUUGGAAAAAUGCCAGACCAGCAUGGAUGAACUAUUAAAAGAAAUUCAAGCCAUGAGUCAGUGCAGCCAUCCCAACGUAGUGACCUAUUACACCUCUUUUGUGGUAAAAGAUGAACUUUGGCUGGUCAUGAAAUUACUAAGUGGAGGUUCAAUGUUGGAUAUCAUAAAAUACAUCAUUAACCGAGGAGAACACAAGAACGGAGUUCUGGAAGAGGCAAUAAUAGCAACAAUUCUUAAAGAGGUUUUGGAAGGCUUAGACUAUCUACACAGAAAUGGUCAGAUUCACAGGGAUUUAAAAGCUGGUAAUAUUCUUCUGGGUGAGGAUGGCUCAGUACAAAUAGCAGAUUUUGGGGUAAGUGCUUUCUUAGCAACAGGGGGUGAUGUUACCCGGAAUAAAGUAAGAAAAACAUUCGUUGGCACCCCGUGUUGGAUGGCCCCUGAAGUCAUGGAACAGGUGAGAGGCUAUGACUUCAAGGCUGACAUGUGGAGUUUUGGAAUAACUGCCAUUGAACUCGCCACAGGAGCAGCGCCUUAUCACAAAUAUCCUCCUAUGAAAGUGUUGAUGUUGACUUUGCAAAAUGAUCCACCCACUUUAGAAACAGGAGUAGAGGAUAAGGAGAUGAUGAAAAAGUACGGCAAGUCCUUUAGAAAAUUACUUUCACUGUGUCUUCAGAAAGAUCCCUCCAAAAGGCCCACAGCAGCAGAACUUUUAAAAUGCAAAUUCUUCCAGAAAGCCAAGAACAGAGAGUACCUGAUUGAGAAGCUGCUUACAAGAACACCAGACAUAGCCCAAAGAGCCAAAAAGGUGAGAAGAGUUCCGGGGUCAAGCGGUCACCUUCAUAAAACCGAAGACGGUGACUGGGAGUGGAGUGACGACGAGAUGGAUGAGAAAAGUGAAGAAGGCAAAGCUGCGUUUUCACAAGAAAAGUCACGAAGAGUAAAAGAAGAAAAUCCAGAGAUCGCAGUGAACGCCAGCAGCAUACCCAAGCAGAUACAGUCCCUGUCUGUGCAGGACCCUCAGGGCUUACUCAAUGCUAGUGAAGACUACAGAGAAGCUUCUUGUGCCGUGAACCUAGUUUUAAGAUUAAGGAACUCCAGAAAGGAACUUAAUGAUAUACGAUUUGAGUUUACUCCAGGAAGAGAUACGGCAGACGGCGUUUCUCAGGAGCUCUUCUCUGCUGGCUUAGUCGAUGGUCAUGACGUAGUUAUAGUGGCUGCUAAUUUACAGAAGAUUGUAGAUGAUCCCAAAGCUUUAAAAACAUUGACAUUUAAGUUGGCUUCUGGCUGUGAUGGGUCGGAGAUUCCCGACGAAGUGAAGCUGAUUGGGUUUGCUCAGUUGAGUGUCAGCUGAUGUCUGUCCCUUGAUGUCGCCCUGAUCUGCCAUGCCUCCCCCUCGCCGUGCCCUCCCCCCAACCUUUCCCUCCCCUGCCACUUCCUCCCACCCCCUAGCAAAAUCAGAGGAUUGUGAAGAGGCCGGCUUCAACAUAACGGGAUAAAAAAAGAAUUUUUUUAAACUUAACAACACUGAGUUCUGCUUUAUUCUAUAGCAACCCACAGUAUGAGAACAAGCAAACACCACAGCUGCACGACUGUUGCUCAUUUUUCCAAAAGCUAUUUAUAUUUAAUACCCUCAGCAGUCAAUUCGGAUCUCCCUUACGUGAAAAGAAUCUGAAACACACUCAGGUGGUCCUAUUUAUUGGCAACGAAAGGAAUUUUUUCUAUCAGAAGCCUAUUUCUUCUCUCAUUGUUGUCCUUCCUUUCUGUUAUAAUACUUUAUUGUACAUCUGACAAUACUGCCUCUUCUGUUGUAUUUAGAAAUUAAUAUAAAAUUAAGAUUUAUUAGCCGAACUUGAA
Messenger RNA from Orcinus orca (killer whale), 2123 nucleotides. RefSeq names its product serine/threonine kinase 39 (gene STK39). The record is from RefSeq and is a predicted model, not a curated record. Lineage: Eukaryota; Metazoa; Chordata; Mammalia; Artiodactyla; Delphinidae. Gene Ontology annotation, biological process: protein phosphorylation. Gene Ontology annotation, molecular function: protein serine/threonine kinase activity; ATP binding. The transcript has 18 exons. Bases 1 to 1620 code for a protein of 539 amino acids.